AUUUACAGGUCGCUCCCAGCUGAUCGGAAGAAUGACAACCGCACGACACUGGAUGGCCGCCGUUCUCGUCGCACUCGCAGCGUUCUGCCUAUUCUCCGGCCAUCCUUGCGCCGGAGAAACGGGCACUGCCACCUUCUAUACUCCUCCUUACAUACGCGUUGCGGUGCCGUGCAAAGAAGGCCGGAGCGUAACGGUGAAGAUCGUCGACCUGUGCCCUGCCGGCUGCAAUGGCACCAUCGACUUGUCGGCGGCGGCUUUCGCCGAAAUUGCCGAUCCCGACGAAGGCAAAAUUAACAUCUCCUAUGAAGAGUACGCCACAUAUAUUGAUUAA
Molecule: messenger RNA, 331 nt
Organism: Linum tenue
Lineage: Eukaryota; Viridiplantae; Streptophyta; Magnoliopsida; Malpighiales; Linaceae
Source: the annotation of a GenBank genome assembly